This is a messenger RNA of Helianthus annuus (common sunflower), 624 nucleotides long. RefSeq names its product putative F-box/LRR-repeat protein At3g58920. Gene Ontology annotation, molecular function: protein binding. The record is from RefSeq and is a predicted model, not a curated record. The transcript has 2 exons. Bases 1 to 624 code for a protein of 207 amino acids. NCBI's taxonomy places the organism in Eukaryota, Viridiplantae, Streptophyta, Magnoliopsida, Asterales, Asteraceae.
AUGGAUCGAAUCUCAGAGCUUCCUGAAUAUAUUGCUCAUCACAUACUCUCGUUUUGUAAUACAUCCGAUGCCCCUCCUGCAGAGCUUGUUCGAAUGAGUGUAUUGUCCAAGACCUGGUUUCACCUAACCGCUUCUUUCCCGAUUUUAAAUUUCAAGAUUGAUAAUUUUGUAUCGCGAGAUAGUUUUUUUAAGUAUGUUGAGUAUACCACCUCAAGGUUUUACCAUCAAAAUCUCACUGCAUACAGGUUCAGGUUCAAGGCAACUCUCGAGGCGCCUGCAGAAUUGGAUAUUGUAAACAGAUGCCUUGAAUUACUUCUUAAGAAAGGCGUGACGAAGUUGGUGAUUGAUAUUACUAACCCAUCAGAAUCUGUUAUGCCAAAGUACCGUUUGCCUAACAUAGUCCUAUCUGUUUCUGUAUUAAAAUAUCUGACUAUUCGUGGCUGUGACUUACCUUCCUCCUUGUUGAUUGAUGCUCUCAAGUUUAAGUCUUUGAUUUAUUUGGAACUCGAACAUGUCUACAUAGAUGACGAAGUGAUUAAGUAUCUCACUGCUAGUUGCCCUCUUCUACAAAUUAUGAUCGAAGAGGGCCACCGCAAAUCAUGUUGGCUUCAUGCGAAAAGCUAA